AUGGCCGUCCCGCCCAAGUUUGCGGGCCACAAGCUCGAGUUCGCGCCGCCCUCGCCUUCGACCUCGUCGGUGCCGCGCGCAACGCACACGCUCGAGUUCUUCGCCGACUACUGCUGCCCUUACUCGGCCAAGAUGUUUGGCACGCUCAUGAAGACGGUGGCGCCCGCCGUGCGCGCAAACCCGGCCUGGGCGCCCGCGCUCACCGUUGUCUUCCGCCAGCAGGUGCAGCCGUGGCAUCCGUCGUCGACGCUCAUGCACGAGGCCGCCCUCGCCGUCCUGCGUCUCGCCCCCGCCGCCUUCUGGGACUUCAGUGCCGCCCUCUUCGACGGCCAGGCCGGCUUCUUCGACGUCAACGUCGUCAACGAGUCCCGCAACCAGACGUACCGCCGCCUCGCGCGCCUGGCUGCCCGCACGGCCGGCGUCGAUGAGGGCGACGUCUACGCCCUGCUUGAGGUGCCCAGCAAGCCGGGAAAGGACGGCGCGCUCAACACGGGCAACGCCGUCACAAACGACCUCAAGCUUCUGACCAAGAUGAACCGCCUGGUCGGUGUUCACGUCACGCCCACGGUCGUCUUUGACGGCGUCGUGCACGACAUAAGCUCUGGCUGGACGGGGGACCAGUGGAAUGAGUGGUUGGCCAACAACGUUGUCUGA
Hirsutella rhossiliensis is the source of this 654-nucleotide messenger RNA. RefSeq names its product thioredoxin domain-containing protein. The transcript has a single exon. The record is from RefSeq and is a predicted model, not a curated record. Bases 1 to 654 code for a protein of 217 amino acids. NCBI's taxonomy places the organism in Eukaryota, Fungi, Ascomycota, Sordariomycetes, Hypocreales, Ophiocordycipitaceae.